Haliotis rufescens (red abalone) is the source of this 2134-nucleotide messenger RNA. RefSeq lists its product as uncharacterized. The coding region runs from base 242 to 1150 and encodes 302 amino acids. The transcript has 4 exons. The record is from RefSeq and is a predicted model, not a curated record. NCBI's taxonomy places the organism in Eukaryota, Metazoa, Mollusca, Gastropoda, Lepetellida, Haliotidae.
UGGAUUAUUCCGGCCUUGGGCAGUUAUAGACCCAUAUUACACGCCCCAGUUCCCCUAUACCCACUUGUAUAGAGCGCGAGCCUGUCUGAUGUACCACAGUAGUAGCGAGGCAGUUCACCUGGCAACACCCGCAGAGCACCCACAGCCGUGUUGGAUAUAUACUGCCUUCUUCCCUGCAUCUCCAAAUAAUUGGUGGUGGAUAUAUCUGACUAGAUACUUGGGUUGUCAGUGAUCACGGGAGAUGACAAACUACACCAACACAGGGCAGUCUGCUUGGACGGAGUGGUUCAACACGGACACGCCAUAUGAUGGCGUCGAGGAGGAGACAAUCGGCAGUGUAAAACAGACACACGAGACCCUGUGCCCGGGCGGGUCAGUAACACAGGCAGAGUGUAGGGCGGUGGGGACGGCCUUCACCUUCAAGAACAGAUGGACGUUCUCCAGCAACAUACUUCACGUUCCCUGCAACGCCACAGGUCUGGUGUGUCGAGACCGCGACCAACCGGGUACAAUCUUCUGUAGCGACUAUGAGAUCCGCUACUUGUGUCAAGAUGACAACGACGUGCCGGUGUACGAUGGAGGAUUUAUCGCAAUGGCCGCAGGUCUCUCUGUCAUCGUGCCGCUCAUCUGUGUGCUCAUUGUCCAGCUGAAAAGGGCGAAGGCAGAGCGUAUCCGACAGGAAAACGGAUCGUCAGGCACGGCAAGCGCAGACAGCGCCACUCCCUCAAGUUACGUGGACCCACCACCCACCUACGAGCAGCUGUUUGGAGACAGUGGGAUGUUAGAAAGAUACGACAGUACGACGGGCCUACUGGGUGAGAGCGAACACCGGUCUCCCCACAGCCGCGUGUCCAUUUCCAGUGUGGAAAGCCAAUCAGAUUUGUCUAUUUCUACCAUUUCCGGUGACAUCAUAGAAGACCGUCCAAUCAUAUCAUCGGGUGUGGAUAACCCGGUUAUGGACAGGGUAGACAUCGAGGUGGAGACGUUGUCAGGACCAAGACGCUUCCUUGGAAUGCAUACAUCACUGCACGACUUAUUCAGUUACAAUGAUUCGAAUAUAACGACACCGCCGCCAACAUACAACGAAGCUCUAGAAAUAUUAAAGAUGAUACCCUCGGCGAGCCGUAAAAUAUCGUCAGUUCAAACGUGAGAUUCGAGUAAACGGAAAGCCAUAUUCCCGGUGCUUCGCGUGAUUUCCGGUGAUGUCAGGCAAAAUGCCAAGUUUUGAAGGCCUUUUUGUGUUGAAGGUCUAGUAGCCACUUGUAGACUCGACACUUGUAGCACGAACUGAACGAAGGGCACCCCAAACCCGUCCAAACAUGACACCGAAUACCCCUAAAACGCGUCAAAACAUGACACCCAAUACCCCCAAACCCGUGGACACAAUCAUGACACCCCAUGCCCUUGGACAUUUAAUGCCUCCCCCCACACCCCAUACCGUGGACAUACGGUCCCGGUCUCUACACUGUGAAAUCAACGCACCCUCCAGCAGAGCAAUGAACAGAAUGAAUGUCUUGUGUAAACACAAGUGAAAACGAACAACUUGAAUGCCAAACCAAAGAUGUGUCUUCCGAUUGGGUGUAUGUAAUCAAACGGGACGUAUUAUUUGUGACAUUGUUGUCAGUGACAUUAGCGCGUCGUCAUUGCGUACACCUGAUACAAUCCUCUCUCAACCCACCCAGGCAGCACGUCAGCUGUGCCAUGAUGGCGGCUGCUCGCUGGGAGGAUGACAGUAUGGGGAAGCCCGCACUAUUGGGGGAAACUGCGGGUUUCGUAGGGUGGACAUCAAACGGCAGAUUUUAUCGAUUUAUAUCAAACUAUGAAUCCCAGGUAUUAAUGUAACGAGGUAAUUCGUUAGAUGUGUGCAUGGCGACAUUGUGUACAAUUACCGCACUUGUCUUCCACCUUCAUACUACGUUGUAUUUGCUGUGAAUUGUACUGACUUCUGAUCGGCAUGAGCUAUCUGUGUCACUGGUCAUACUGGACGUUCGGUAAAGGUCAUCUGCCUCGCCACAGGAUCACGGUAUUCAUUGCCUUUGCUAUUACUGUAUACACACAAUGAAUGUCUCCAAUGUCUCCCGCGGUGUAAAUACCAACUUAUUUAUUUAGAGUCAUUAAUAAAUUAUCAAAUAUA